This is a messenger RNA of Trypanosoma cruzi, 309 nucleotides long. RefSeq lists its product as uncharacterized. Bases 1 to 309 code for a protein of 102 amino acids. NCBI's taxonomy places the organism in Eukaryota, Euglenozoa, Kinetoplastea, Trypanosomatida, Trypanosomatidae. The transcript has a single exon. The record is from RefSeq and is a predicted model, not a curated record.
AUGACGUUGCGUCGGCUCGUCAAGCGGCCAAAGAUCACCAACUUCCAGAUGCUCCUGAUGCGCCGCCGUGAACCGUACAAACCAACUAUGAAAGAUCGCCACGAAAUUGAGAAUCGUGAGAAACUUGAGCGCUUUGAAACGAAGGCCGCAGAGGGAAUUAUGUUCGUUCCAGACAGGGUCUUGCCGCCAUGGCAGAAGUCACUCGCUAAGAACGCUUAUGCGAAUGCAUCACGCAUGAAUUUUAGGGGGUUCCGCGUGCGUGUGGCGGACAAGCAGGAUGAACCAGGCUUCCCAACUCCAUUUCGUUGA